Molecule: messenger RNA, 1922 nt
Organism: Thunnus maccoyii (southern bluefin tuna)
Lineage: Eukaryota; Metazoa; Chordata; Actinopteri; Scombriformes; Scombridae
Gene: casq2
Product: calsequestrin 2
Exons: 11
Coding region: 285-1574 (429 amino acids)
Biological process (GO): regulation of cardiac muscle contraction by regulation of the release of sequestered calcium ion
Cellular component (GO): sarcoplasmic reticulum lumen
Molecular function (GO): calcium ion binding
Source: RefSeq, a predicted model, not a curated record
GGCCUGGCCCUCUCUCUCCUUUGUGUCUGUCAGAGAGAGGGCGUGAAGGAGGACCACAGUGGAAGAAAGAGUUUCUGGGUCCUGAAGAUGCUUGUAGAAGUUGGAUUUCUGUGGACAGCUUGGGAUGCCUGAUAACUGCCACUGACGGACCCACUUUCGUUUACCUCAAAACCUUCGGCAGCAUUUCCCACAUUCCCCUACCCUAUCACAGGGCUUAAGUGACCUUUACACUGUGAAACAAAACCACACUCUGACUUUCAGGGGGUGUGUGGUAGCUCUGGACGAUGCUCUCCUUCUGGUUGUUUCUGCUCCCCUGCCUGAGCCUUGUGCCUCUGGCCCCGGCUGAGAAGGGUCUAGAGUUCCCACAGUAUGAUGGGAAAGACCGGGUUCUUGACAUCAAUGAUAAGAACUACAAGAAAGCCUUGAAGAAGUACAGCAUGCUUUGCCUGUUCUACCAUGAGCCUAUACCGGACAACAAGGAGCUACAAAAACAACACCAGAUGACUGAGUUGGUGCUGGAGCUUGUAGCUCAGGUCAUGGAAGAGAAAGAAAUUGGGUUUGGAAUGGUCGACUCCCACAAAGACGCAAAGGUGUCAAAAAAACUGGGCCUGGAAGAGGAAGGCAGUGUGUAUGUUUUCAAGGCCGAUCGGGUUAUCGAGUUUGAUGGCUUGCUCUCUGCUAACACCCUGGCGGAGUUCUUGUUGGAUCUGUUGGAGGAGCCAGUGGAGGUGAUAGGGAAUGCUCUGGAGCUGAGAGCCUUUGAUAGAAUGGAGGAAGACAUCCGCCUCAUUGGUUACUUCAAGAACGAGGACUCUGAGCACUAUGAUGCAUUUAAAGAAGCUGCAGAGCAGUUUCAGCCCUACAUUAAGUUCUUUGCCACAUUUGAGAAAUCUGUGGCCAAGGAGCUGACUCUGAAGCUCAACGAGGUGGAUUUCUAUGAGCCCUUCAUGGAGGAGCCCAUCACCAUCCCAGGCAAACCACACUCCGAGGAGGAUCUGGUGGAGUUCAUAACUGAAAACAGACGACCAACUCUGAGAAAGCUGCGUGCAGAAGAUAUGUUUGAGACGUGGGAGGAUGACAUUGAGGGCAUCCACAUUGUGGCUUUUGCAGAGGAGGAGGACCCUGAUGGUUUUGAGUUCUUGGAGAUCCUGAAGGAGGUGGCCCGAGACAACACUCACCUACCUGACCUCAGCAUCGUUUGGAUUGACCCUGAUGACUUUCCUCUGCUGAUCCCCUACUGGGAGAAGACCUUCAAGGUGGACCUGUUCAGGCCACAAAUCGGAGUUGUCAACGUUACAGAUGCUGACAGUGUGUGGAUGGAGAUGGAGGAUGAGGAGGAUCUGCCCACUGCUCAGGAGCUCGAGGACUGGAUCGAGGAUGUGCUCUCCGGCAAAGUCAACACUGAGGAUGAUGACGAUGAUGAUGAUGACGACGAUGAUGAUGAUGACGAUGAUGAUGACGAUGAUGAUGAUGAUGAUGAUGACAGUGAUAACGAAGAAGAUGAUGACAGUGAUGAUGAUGAUGAGGACGAUGAGGAUGAUGAUGAAGACGAUGAUGAUGAUGAUGAUGAGUAAUUCAUCAGUAAAUCUUGAUCACAGAUUAGUGUUUUUACUCUUCAGGCUUGAACUCGGACUGCAAACAAACGACUGUAAAGAAACUUCUCACUAAGGCAGAAUUCCAAAUUUGUACUGAAGGUGUGCAUGCUGAUAAAAAGUCUGUCUAACAUACAAAAAUGUAAUUUUCAACCAUAUGUAAAUAAGCCGGGAACAGGUUUUGAGAUUCACAAUUAAUAAAACAAAUAUUUAAUAUGUCUGGACCAGACAUUUACCUCACAUUACACAUGACAUUCAUUUACAUAAAGGUCUCUUUGUCAGUUAUCACUGUCAUCAAAUUAAUUUCUUCUGUUAAUGGAGUAAACUGUG